UAUAAGAGAUAGCGCUGCACGGAGAGAGAAGUGUCCUGAUGUGGAUGCUGCCUGCGUCCUCGGGGUGGGGACUUGUCAGACAGGUCCUGCCCUUCCCAACCCGGACUUCUAUGUGAACGAGAAAUAACUUUUAUUUUAUGAAUCAUCUGUCACCUUGGGUUCUCGUAUGUUCAACCAAAUCUUAUCCCAACUAAUGCAUCACACGAAGUGUCUGGAGCACACCCCACCUCCCUGCAGGGAGGGUCAUCAGUUCACAAGUCCUGGCUGUGCUCCCAGAGCCUCCCGGCAGCUCUCUGCUCUCUCGUUCUUGAAUAGAUGGCACAGCACAAAGGAUCCAAACAUGGGAGAACAUUUUCCAGUGUUAAACACAGACACCCAGAAAGAAACUUUGAAGAAACAGAGACAAUUCUGGGAGUAAAAGAAGAUGUCAAGAUAAACUUAAAAAUACUGUAAGUUCUCAAAAGAUAAGCCAUAUUUUACAUCCAAACACCCCUUAAAAAUGUAAGAAAAAGAAAAAGUAAAAUAUUCAGAGAACAUUGGAAACUAAAAAUAUAGCUGAAAUAAGAAACAUAAUUGUUGGGCUGGGAAAUAAUGUUGACAAAAAACGGUAGUAGAUAUAUUAGGAGCAAAGAGAUUCAAUCCAAGAGGUCCGAUAGAUAUAUGGAUUCCAGAAUGAGGAAGGAAAAUCGGGUUGGAAGAAAUUAUCAAAUAACGUAGGAAAGUGCCCUUGAGGUUUUCAUAAUGACAGAACUGCUUACGCCCAGCCAUGUUAACGCAAAAAAGAAAAGAGAAAAAAAGAAAAAAGGAAAACCACAUCAAAAGACAUCAUUAUGAAAUUUUAGGAUAUCUGCAUAAAGAGAAUAUUUCCAACAUUUUUCAGAAGCAAAAAUAUCAAGAAUCAGAAGAAAAGACUCCCCAGCAACAAUAGCACAUCCUAGAAAACAAGGGAAGACUACCUUCCACGUUCUAAAGAAAAUUUAUUUCAGCCUCAAAUUCUACGGACACACCCUCGAUCAAGUGUCAGGAUGGAAUGAGGGACAUUCUGAGGCAUGAAAAGAUUCCAAACAUUCGUUUUCCUUGCACUCUUUCUUAGACCAACCACCCCCAUCUCGCUUGGCUGUCUACACAUGUAUUCGCUCCCAUCAGCCAGAUUUCCUGCGCUUCAUUUCUGCUGUGCUACCUGCUUCCUAUGGCCUCCCUCCACACAUCCUCUCUGGGGUUCAAAUCCUACCCAUUCUUCAAGAUGCAGUGGAAGCCCCACCUGCCUGUUGCGGCCAGGACCUCCAUUAACAGCGACCCACUCCCCCUACCCUUCUCAAGCUCUGGAAUCUUCCCUGUACAUUUUGCCACUUGCCUGUGUCUGGCAUUCACGUCUGUGUAUGUCUGAAUUCUCCAACGAGAUUGGAACAGUAUCUUCUUCACGCUUCCAUUUAUGGUGACGGGCAAAUACAGGUGCCCAACGAACAUGUGAAGUUUGUCCUAGUUAAUUAGGGUAUUCUGAUUCCUGAGUCCCGUGUCCUUUCACAACCCCUUUCUAUCCAAGAUAUUUGGGAAGUUCGUUCAAAAGAAAAUUACAAACUCUCAAGAAUUUCAAACAUAGGAAAACCUCCCAACUUCACAAGGACAAAAGUAACUUGGAGGCCGACUUGGUGUUCUAUUCAAUUCAGUAAUGAGCAAUGAUUGUGUUUACUAAAAAAAACAAAACAAAACAAAACAAAAACUGCAGAUCAUGAUUGCAAAAUCAAGUCAACCUAAGGGGAAAAAAAAGCAUAUCAUGACACAUUUCAUGGCAAGUGGUCCUUGCCUGUUACGAAUUAAAUAACGAUACAAGCCAAUUCAUGCCACGUCUCACUGUUGUUUUCUAAAUUCUGUGGCAACAGAGACAGGCUUCAACUGAAAAGAGAGAGGAAUGAAGAGCCUUCUGCUUCUGUUUUUGCUCUGUGUAACGUUUUGCUCCGCGUUUCCUACAGCCCGAAAGAUGGACCCUGAGGAGACCAUGCACCUGGCACAGGCGUAUCUCAACCAGUUCUACUCUCUUGAAAUAGAAGGGAGUCAUCUUGUUCAAAGCAAGAACAGGACUCUCAUAGAUGGCAAAAUUCGGGAAAUGCAAGCAUUUUUUGGAUUGACAGUGACUGGACAGCUGGACUCAAACACUCUUGCAAUCAUGACUACACCCAGGUGUGGCGUGCCUGAUGUGGGUCAGUAUGGCUACACUCUCCCGGGGUGGAGGAGACACAACCUCACAUACAGAAUCGUAAACUACACUCCAGAUAUGUCACAAGCAGACGUGGACGAGGCUAUCAGGAAUGGCCUAGAAGUGUGGAGCAGGGUUACUCCACUAACAUUCACCAAGACUUCCAGGGGGAUCGCAGACAUCAUGAUUGCCUUUAGGACCCGAGUCCACGGUCGGUGUCCUCGUUACUUCGACGGCCCCUUGGGGGUCCUCGGCCAUGCCUUCCCGCCCGGGCUGGGUCUGGGUGGAGACACUCACUUUGAUGAGGAUGAAAACUGGACCAAGGAUGGAGCAGGAUUCAACUUAUUUCUUGUGGCGGCUCAUGAAUUUGGCCACGCACUGGGGCUCUCGCACUCCAAUGAUCAGACAGCUUUGAUGUUCCCAAAUUAUGUCUCUCUGGAUCCUAACAAAUACCCGCUUUCUCAGGAUGAUAUCAACGGAAUCCAAUCCAUCUAUGGGAGUCUACCUAAGGCAUCUGCUAAGCCAAAGGGACCCACUGUCCCCCAUGCCUGUGACCCUGAUUUGACUUUUGAUGCUAUCACCACUUUGCGCAGAGAAGUAAUGUUCUUUAAAGGCAGGCACGUAUGGAGGAUCUAUUAUGACAUCACUGACGUUGAAUUUGAACUAAUCUCUUCGUUCUGGCCAUUGCUGCCAACGGAUAUUCAAGCUGCAUAUGAGAACCCCAAAGAUAAGAUUCUAGUUUUUAAAGAUGACAACUUCUGGAUGAUCAGAGGAUAUGCAGUCUUGCCAGAUUAUCCCAAAUCGAUCCAUACACUUGGCUUCCCAAGACAUGUGAAGAAAAUCGAUGCGGCUGUCUGUGACCACAGCCUAAGAAAAACCUACUUCUUUGUGGGCAUCUGGUGCUGGAGGUUUGAUGAAACGACCCAAACCAUGGACAAAGGGUACCCACGGAGGGUGGUGAAGUACUUCCCAGGAAUUGGUCUCCGAGUUGAUGCCGCCUUCCAGUAUAAAGGAUUCUUCUAUUUCUUCCGUGGAUCAAAGCAGUUUGAAUAUGACCCUAAGGCAAAGAACAUUACCAGAAUGAUGAAAACCAAUACUUGGUUUCAGUGCAAAGAACCAUUAAACUCAUCAUCUGAUUUUAGUGUCAGUGAGGAAGAAGUACACUCCGGAGGAGUAGAGAUGUUUUAUCGUACGAAUGUAAACUUGCUUAUUUUCAGUAUUGUUCAUGUGCUAAAAAAAUAUAUAUAG
Molecule: messenger RNA, 3442 nt
Organism: Prionailurus viverrinus (fishing cat)
Lineage: Eukaryota; Metazoa; Chordata; Mammalia; Carnivora; Felidae
Gene: MMP27
Product: matrix metallopeptidase 27
Exons: 11
Coding region: 1910-3442 (510 amino acids)
Biological process (GO): extracellular matrix organization; collagen catabolic process; proteolysis
Cellular component (GO): extracellular matrix
Molecular function (GO): zinc ion binding; metalloendopeptidase activity
Source: RefSeq, a predicted model, not a curated record